Acaromyces ingoldii is the source of this 1974-nucleotide messenger RNA. RefSeq names its product putative ser/thr protein phosphatase 2A regulatory subunit A. Gene Ontology annotation, molecular function: protein binding; protein phosphatase regulator activity. Gene Ontology annotation, cellular component: cytoplasm; protein phosphatase type 2A complex. The transcript is spliced from 5 exons. Lineage: Eukaryota; Fungi; Basidiomycota; Exobasidiomycetes; Exobasidiales; Cryptobasidiaceae. The record is from RefSeq and is a predicted model, not a curated record. Gene Ontology annotation, biological process: protein dephosphorylation. Bases 48 to 1811 code for a protein of 587 amino acids.
CGCAGAAGCAAAAUUGCGCUCGUGCAGGUAUCUAGAAACGCACCAAUAUGGAGAGCGACGAGCAGCUCUUUCCAAUCGCCAUCCUCAUCGAUGAGCUGAAGUCGGACGACGUGUCCCUUCGCCUGAAUGCUAUUCAUCGCAUCUCGACCAUCGCCCUUGCGCUUGGACCUGAGCGUGCUCGCGAUGAGCUGAUUCCGUUCUUGCAAGACUCGCUCGACGAUGAGGACGAAGUACUCCUCUCUCUUGCGGAAGAAUUGGGCUCAGGAUUCGUUGACUACCUCGGUGGUCCGCCGUACGGACAUCUCCUCCUUGGGCCACUGGAGAACCUGGCCGCUGUCGAGGAGACAGUCGUCAGAGAGAAGGCCUCAGAGUCCAUCACCAAAAUCGCGGAAGUGCUCUCAGAGGAGCAAGUCCAGGAGUACUACAUCCCGCUCUUGCGAAGGCUUUCAGGAGGUGACUGGUUCACCUCACGAACAAGCUCCGCGUCGCUCUUUGCUGCCGUCUACUCUAAAGUUGGCGACAAGACACAGGAGGAGCUCCGAAAGAUGUUUGCUGCGCUCUGCAACGACGACACACCCAUGGUACGACGUGCAGCGGCAAGAGACCUGGGGCCUUUCGCAAAGAAUCUAUCCAAGGAGUUGGUCGUCUCGGACAUCAUCCCGCUUUUCCGCAAGCUUUCAUCCGAUGAUCAAGACUCAGUCCGUCUGUUGACUGUUCAGGACCUUAUUUCGAUCGCAGAGGUUCUUGAUCACGACGAGACAAAGAACUAUCUGCUUCCAUCGAUUCGAAGUGCGGUGUCAGACAAGAGCUGGAGGGUGCGGUAUAUGGUGGCAGACCAUUUUGUCAAACUGGCAUCGGCGGUGGGCGAGGACGUGGUCAGGGAUGAGCUCGUAUUGGCAUUUGUCCAGCUGCUCAGAGACAACGAGGCCGAGGUUCGGACGGCGGGCGCGGCACAAAUCCCGGGCUUUGCCAAGCUCAUCGACCAGGACGUAAUCUUGGCGAGACUGAUGCCAUGUGUCCGCGAAUUGGCCAGCGAUUCUUCGCAACACGUCCGCGCCGCCCUUGGAACUCAGAUCAGCGGGCUUGCGCCUCUUUUAGGAAAGGAUGCUACCAUUGAGCACCUCCUUCCACUCUUCCUCAAGCUGCUCAAGGACGAAUUUUCAGAUGUCCGCCUUAACAUCAUCUCCAAGCUUGAACAGGUCAACGAAGUCAUUGGCAUUGAUCUUCUCUCACAAUCGCUGCUUCCCGCCAUCGUCGAGCUGGCAGAGGACAAGCAAUGGAGGGUGCGGCAAGCGAUCAUCGAAUAUAUUCCCCUCCUGGCCAACCAAUUGGGCGUCGAGUUCUUCGAUGAGCAGCUGAGCAACCUUUGCAUGUCAUGGCUUGGUGACACCGUCUUCAGCAUCCGUGAGGCAGCCACUGUCAACCUGAAGAAGCUCACCGACGUCUUUGGUGUCCAAUGGGCGAGGCAGACGAUCAUCCCCAAGGUCCUCCAAAUGGGUGUCCAUCCCAACUACCUCUACCGGAUGACGACCAUCUUUGCCAUCACUACGAUGGCACCUUCGCUCAACACCGAGGCCAUCUGCGACAACAUCCUGGAGACGGUGGUGCCCAUGGUGGACGACCCGAUCCCAAACAUCCGUUUCAACGUCGCGAAGGCUUUCGAGGUCCUCGCAGGGGUCCUUUCCCAAACGUCGGAGGGGAAAGCGGUCAUCAAGUCGCAAAUCGUGCCAGGACUAGAGAAGCUCAAGGAGGACCAAGACGCGGACGUAAGGUUCUUCGCUCAAAAGGCCGCGGAGACGAUUGCUGUGUAAGGGGAGGUGGAAAAGUAGAGGAGCAUUACUUGAGGUCAAUAAUGGAAAAAAAAACCAACCAAAAAACCGGGUGGAACAGGAGGGUGGCAGCACCUCAGCAAAGAAAAGGGGGGAGGAGGAAAACAGGACAGUCGCUGCAUCAUAGAUGGGGAAAACACUGGCG